This is a messenger RNA of Annulohypoxylon maeteangense, 3134 nucleotides long. RefSeq lists its product as uncharacterized. Gene Ontology annotation, cellular component: nucleus. Gene Ontology annotation, molecular function: protein binding. Gene Ontology annotation, biological process: positive regulation of transcription by RNA polymerase II. Lineage: Eukaryota; Fungi; Ascomycota; Sordariomycetes; Xylariales; Hypoxylaceae. The record is from RefSeq and is a predicted model, not a curated record. The transcript is spliced from 5 exons. Bases 542 to 2941 code for a protein of 799 amino acids.
CGUAGUAAAAUUCCGAGCACACACCACCUUCAUUUUUUUCUCACCUUGUCCAUUUUUCUCGCUUGCUGACCUAACACGUCACUCGCGCAUUUCUAUAUCAAUAUCUUAUUUUAUCGGCCUCGUUUGACACAUUUUCUGGUCGUUGUAUAUCCGAGAAACUACUUUCCGUACUCGCGUUACUUGGUCGCAUCCUCUUUCACUCCUUUUGCAUAGUCGGAGGAUUCACACUCUCGCCCAAUCAAUAUUACUCCCUACCAAAACAGGCGGAUUUCACAAAAUAAGGAUCGCUCUUCCCGGUAUACACUAUUCGCACCUCCCGUGCCGAAUCAUUCAAUCGAUUAUUACACGUACGCGCAUCUCGUUACCGUUAGGUCCGAAAGUUCUUCUCGUCAGGCACCCUUCUCCGUCGCUUACCAAGGAAAAGCGCCCGAGAACGGUUGGCCGACCGCGACGAUACGCAUGCGCUUUUAUUCAGAGGCCAUUUAUUGCCGUGAUUGAACGACGCCGAUCGUGACAGACGCAGUCUGUCCAUCAUCUCACCAUGAAUAACGUAAACAUGGCUAAUAUGCCUAUGGCCGGUGGCCCAGUUGGCGGUCCAACACCCAUGAUGAACAGUACUCUAACCGCGCAACAAGUCCAAACCCAAGGAAAUAACCGGACGGUGCUAAAUACAUAUAUUUACGACUACUUUCUUCGCGAAGGCAUGUACGACUGCGCGCGCGCGAUGCUUAAAAGCGAACAGACCCUUAACGUCAUUAAGGAUAGCCCGGGUCGUCGUCGUGACGAGAACGGGAAUAUGCUAGGGAACGGCGUUGGCGACGAUCCUAUGGAUACUGAUAGCAAAGACGACAUAGACGCGAAGCGACCGCCCGACUUACCUCCACCAAACGUUCCGCAAGGUGCCGAUAACUGUUUCCUCUACGAGUGGUUUUGCUUAUUCUGGGAUAUGCUGAUGGCCCAAAGGCAUAAGCCUGGGAUAAGCGCCCCUGUCAAUGCCUACGUACAACAUACGCAGCAACAAAAUCGUCACAGACAAAAUGAACAACAAGCGAUAUUACGGGGAAUGCGACAAGAUUUAUACGGACCAAACCGCAUGAUGGCGAUGCCAAAUGGGAUGCAGGUCAACGCGAAGCAACCUACCUUGGCGAGAACUGCUAUGGCGAAUAACCAAAACAACCCGCAAGCACUGCACAUGAUGCAGCAGCAGGCAAAGCAGAACCAGAUGCAGCGCGACGGGUCGAAUAUGGAUGGCAAUCAAAAUCGUCCAGGUUCUCCUGGUUCAGCCGAGAACGCACCGUCACCGAGCAAAAGGCCACGUCUAGAUGGACCAGGACCGUUCAAUCCCCAGCAGGGAGGCAUGAUGCCUAAUGGACAACGACCGCAGCAAGGAAUGCCAGGGCAACAAGUAGGCAACGGACCCAGAAGUGCUGCCAUUGCUCAGCAUAUGCUUUCAACAAACGGCAUCGACCCAGCUAAUCUGUCCCCUCAGCAGUUCCAGAACUUCCAGACCCAACCUGCGAGUAACCAGGCCAAUUCAAUCAAAACCUACGCGCAGAGCCUACAGCAACACCAAGCCCAGCAGAUGCCUAACAAACAAAUGCCUAAUCCUGCUGGUCCUCAGGGCCAAGGUUCGCCCAUGUUGCAGCAAGGUCCUGACGGCAGCCAGAUCGGCGCGUUCUACAAUGCUAACGAAAUGGGCGGCCCUGGUGCGAUGAGGCCCGGUCCUAACGGCGCUCAAGGGGCGGGCGGUAGCAACCACGCCCUGCAAGAUUACCAGAUGCAGCUGAUGCUAUUAGAACAGCAGAACAAGAAGCGACUCAUGAUGGCGAGACAGGAACAGGAUAGCAUGGGCGCGAUGCCUCGCGGAGACGGAACCGGUCCUGGUGGACCUGGACCUAACGGCCAACCCUUCCAAGACACCUCACCUCAAGCGCGGACAGGAGCUUCCCCUAAUCCGGCAGAGCAACAGAUGAAGGGCCGCACUCCUCAGAUGAACCCCACCGGUAUUCCAUCACCUAUGGCGGAAGGCGCGCAAUCUAGGAGUUCGCCCAACCCGAUGGGCUUCAUACCUAAUGGAAUGGAUGCGAGCAUGCAGCCUCACUUCUUCAAGGGUAUUAAUGGAAUGGACGGGAAUAUGGUUGCCGCCGCGCAGAUGAAUGGGGGGGGCAUGCGACCCCCAAGUUCUCAUCCGAACCCGCCCUUCAAUGGCCCAAUGAAUCCUCAGCUGAUGAGGCAACAGCAGGGUGCCCAAGGCGCUCCUCCCAUGCAAUGGCAAGGGCCGAAUGGGAACGGGCUGGGACCCCAAGGAGGACCCCAAGGACCCCCAUCCCAGGUACAGGGAACACCGCAACAGAGGGCAAUGCCACCACCGUCGGCUCCAGCUCCAGCAAACAACGCCGCCGCGGGCCGCCCACAGACCUCGUCACCGCAACAGAAUACCGCAGCACCCCCUACUCCCCAGCAGUCCAAUAAGACGGUCUCCAAAAAGAAGGAUAAUAAGACCGCGAAGGCCAAGGCUACCGCGCAGAAGAAAGCCAACCAGGCUACAGGCGCAACCCCUGCCUCGGAGGCGGCCCAGGAACCCGAGCCCCCUACGCCCGUCACCCCCGUCAACACGGCGAAUUUCAACAAGAACGGCCAAAAUGUGGGUGCCGCACAGCCUGCUGCAAACGCUUCCGUGUCUGCUCCCCCACCAGCUCCGGCACCGGCUGCGGCACCGCAAACACACACCGACCCGCCGCAGAUGGCCUCAUUUGCCAUGGAGAACGGUGGAAUGGACUUCAACGCUAUGAGUUUUGCGGAUCCUUUGCAGACGGACAACGUCCUUCAAGACUUCGACUUCGACUCGUUCUUACAUGACAACGAGGCAGACCCGGGAUCUUUCGACUUCACUGUGGCGGGGUUCGGAAUGGAGGGAACCGGCGAAAUCGGUGCGGAGUAGGAUUUCGACUUCGAUUCGCUCCAUCCAGAGUGAUACCAAUCUUCUUGCAUCAUCUCCAUAUUCGGGUCAACUGGGGCAUGUAUUGGCGUUCAUCGGCUGUUUAUAAUCUUUUUUAAACCUCGCAUCUGGACCGGAAAUUGGUCUCUGACGCUUGUCACGCUUCAGCAGACCAGACACGAAACACGAAUACUCU